Molecule: messenger RNA, 4078 nt
Organism: Lutzomyia longipalpis
Lineage: Eukaryota; Metazoa; Arthropoda; Insecta; Diptera; Psychodidae
Gene: S1P
Product: membrane-bound transcription factor site-1 protease
Exons: 5
Coding region: 321-3632 (1103 amino acids)
Biological process (GO): proteolysis
Cellular component (GO): Golgi apparatus
Molecular function (GO): serine-type endopeptidase activity
Source: RefSeq, a predicted model, not a curated record
GAGAAAUGUCAAAAGAUCCGUCAAAAAGCAAUGAUUGUUGACGUCAUAUAAAUUAAUAAUCUUUAUUGUGCUUUUCCGCUCUAAUUUAGCAGUGAAAAUGCGUGAAAAUAUCUGCAAAAGAUAGAGUGGGAGUUGUUUGAGGAAAUUCCAGUGAAAUUACAUCAUAAAUGGGACUAUUUGUUGGUUUUUUGUGCGACAAUUCAAAAUGAGGUCACAUUGAGUGAAACUCCCGGAAAGUUUUUUUCUUCUCUGCGCCAUCCCAUUUCCCCGCGCGUGUACCCACCCAAAUGCUCAGAUAGCGACUUUGUCACUAAGCACAGAUGCGCAGGAAGAAGAAAAUGCCACAGAUCCUUCAGCCAAAGGUGCUGCUGUGCCUGGCGGUGGGAUUAAUGUGGAUGACAACAGCUGUGGCUCAUGAUCCGUGUACAAAUUCCACAGCACCCCAUCGUGUGGAGGUGGAAUUUGUGACGAAAAUUGUGAAGAAUGAGUACAUUGUGGCCUUUGAUGGGUAUUAUAAAUCCGCAACGAGGGAAAAGUACAUUCGGGCAGCCCUCAAUGGGUCUCGUGUGUCCAAUUGGCGUAUCCUACCGCGCUCCAAUCCCGCCAGUGACUUUCCCAGUGAUUUUGAUGUUAUCAUGAUGGAGGAGUUUGAGCCCCUCGAGGGGCUGGAACUCAUUAAGAAUCAUCCAUCAGUGAGGAGUGUCACACCACAGCGGAUGGUGCAUCGUUCCCUGAAAUUCGUUCCAUUGUCUGCGGCGGAAAUUGACGAGGAAACAGGGCAGGAGGAUGCUGAUUCCCCGGAAGUUGAUGAGGAGCUUGUGCGGGAGCUUGAGGAUGCCUCAAGAGCCAUGGGACGCACCCUGGCAAAUACAAAUGACACAGCGAGGCAUGUAAAUCGUCGGCUACUGCGAGCCAUUCCACGGCAAAUUACAUCUCUCCUCAAGGCGGACGUACUGUGGGGUAUGGGCGUGACAGGACGGGGAGUGAAAGUUGCCAUCUUCGAUACAGGCCUCGCAAAAUCCCAUCCACACUUUAAGCGCAUCAAGGAGCGCACCAAUUGGACAAAUGAGAAAAGUCUCGACGAUGGCGUAAGUCAUGGGACCUUCGUGGCGGGUGUAAUUGCAUCGUCAAAGGAAUGCCUGGGCUUUGCACCCGAAGCUGAACUCCACAUCUACAGAGUCUUCACGAAUAAUCAGGUUUCCUACACAAGCUGGUUCUUGGAUGCCUUCAAUUAUGCCAUCCUCAAGAAGAUUAACAUUCUAAAUCUCAGCAUUGGUGGACCGGACUUUCUCGAUCAUCCCUUUGUUGACAAGGUUCUGGAAUUAACAGCCAAUAAGGUAAUCAUGGUGUCAGCUAUUGGCAAUGAUGGCCCACUGUAUGGGACACUCAACAAUCCGGGGGAUCAGAGUGAGGUGAUUGGGGUGGGGGGGAUAAAUUUUGACGACAAUAUUGCUAAAUUUAGUUCACGCGGAAUGACAACGUGGGAACUUCCGGGUGGGUAUGGGCGUCUAAAGCCAGACAUUGUGACGUACGGGAGUCAGGUGAAGGGGAGCAAUGUUAAGGGUGGCUGCCGAUCACUUUCGGGAACAUCUGUUGCGUCUCCCGUUGUUGCGGGGGCUGUUGCCCUCCUUGCCAGUGGGGUGGUGCACAAGAUGGACAUUGUGAAUCCGUCAUCGAUGAAGCAGGCACUCAUUGAGGGGGCAACACGCCUUCCGGAUAGCAAUAUGUUCGAACAGGGGCACGGGAAGUUGAAUAUCUUGAAGAGUAUGAAGCUCCUGUCAACGUAUAAGCCCCGUGUAACACUGAGCCCGUCAUAUGUGGACUUUACGGAAGAUUACAUGUGGCCAUACAAUACGCAGGCAUUGUUCUACACAAGUCAUCCGGCAAUUGUUAAUGUGACAAUUCUCAAUGGAAUGGGGGUCAUUGGGAGGGUGGUUACGCCCCCAACGUGGCAUCCCUACGCUUCGGGGAAUGGGCACUUGCUGAACGUUUCAAUUGGCCAUUCGGAGAUACUCUGGCCAUGGUCAGGAUGGAUGUCGGUUCACAUUCAAAUAACCGAAGCUGGGUUGGCGUUUGAGGGUGUUGCCCAGGGGCAUGUAACGCUCACGGUACAGAGUCCAGCAGCUGGUGAUGAGGCUGAACCGCGGAAUAGCACAGUGAGCUUCCCGCUGCGUGUACGGGUGAUACCAAAGCCACCGCGUGAUAAGAGAAUCCUCUGGGAUCAAUUUCACAGCCUACGCUACCCACCGGGGUACCUACCGCGGGAUAAUUUGAAAAUUAAAGCUGAUCCAUUGGAUUGGCGAGCUGAUCACAUUCAUACGAAUUUCCGUGAUAUGUACACACAUCUCCGGAAUGCUGGGUACUACAUUGAAGUCCUCGGGACACCCUAUACGUGCUUCAAUGCAUCCAACUAUGGGACACUACUUAUAGUUGAUCCGGAAGAGGAAUUCUUCCCGGAGGAAAUUGCCAAACUCAAGCGGGAUGUGUUGGAAGGGGAUUUGAGUGUUAUUAUCUUUGCCGAUUGGUACAAUACGUCCAUAAUGCGAAAGAUAAAGUUCUAUGAUGAGAAUACACGGCAGUGGUGGAUGCCAGAUACAGGUGGUGCCAAUGUUCCGGCACUCAAUGAACUUCUGCGGGAAUUUAACGUAACACUGGGUGAUCGUGUGAGUGAAGGGUACUUUGCAAUGGGGGAUCAUUCAAUGUACUACGCCAGUGGGACGUCCCUGGUGAAGUUUCCCCAAACUCCCGGAUCAAUUGUGAUUGAGAGGGAUCUCUAUGAUCAGGGGCAGGAGAUCCUAACAAAUGUCACUGCAACAGGGGCGGAAGAUGCCCAAAAGCGACGCAUUCGUUCACCCGUAGCAAUUUUGGGGCUCCUUCAGGUUGAUGGGACAUUUGCACACAUUCGCCAUCCGGAGAGUAGUGAUGUCCACCAUGAAGAUGCGGAUCUGUACAGAGAUCUCGGUGGUGGUGGGAGUGAUAGUUUGCAAAUGGAAAAGAAUCCAAUUCUCAAUAAGAGAAAUCUCCUGGAGGAGCCAGAUGACACACAACGCAGCAAUGCGUCCGAGAAGCACAUCCUAAAGGCCGUUGAUACGGUGGAUGUGGCUGAAAAUGAGAUUAGUGAUGCUGAGGAGGAAGAUAAGACCCAGGAAGUGGGGCAGGUGAAGCAGGAACUCAAAUUGCCGCAUUCACCUGUGCGCCGUGGUGGAAGAAUUGCCGUCUACGGUGAUUCCAAUUGUCUCGAUUCAACGCAUCUCGAGAAGCCGUGUUUUUGGCUCCUUGACAUGCUGCUGGAGUACACGAUGACAUCCCAUGUGGCUGGACUCCUCAGUGGACUCAACCAAUCCGGAAAAAUACAUUUCCGACAAGAUGUGAUAUCGCCAGCUAGGCUGCCUAACAAUAACCUCUACAUGUAUUCGAAAGUUCUUGAUCAACAGAAUCCCAAUAGGAAGCGUGAUUUAACCCAGUGCCCACGACUUGUGUGGGAAACGCCCAUUUUCCUCAAUAUCACGCAAACUAUUGGGGCACAGGGUGGUGCCAAUGGGGCAUCAGCAGAUGGUGGUGCAUUGGGAGAUGGUAGUGCCAAUAGUAUUCUCCGGAAGUUGGAGAGCCAAAAAGGUGAGGUGGCGGCUUAAAUCCAGAUGAAAUUGAUUUGGGCUUGUUGCAGAAUCAAUGGCAGGGCAGCCAUGAUGGUAAUGUGAAUUUUGCCGAUGAACCAGGUGCAAUUGUGAAGGAGAAUCUCGAUGAAUCCUUUAGUAUUUCCAUUGGGAUUCUCCUCUUUUUGACGCUAGUUGUGUUUCUCUUGUUUGUCAAUUGGAUCAGGAAAAUUCGGGGUGCAACAAAUAGAUCCCGAAAUUACUUUUUCAACGUUUUUCGAUUGUAAAGAAGAAAAAAACAAAAUGGAUGAAGUGGAAGUCAUUUUGUAGCAAAAUUGACAAUGGCGCGUGUUCAAAUCUACCAAAUGUCACAACUAAAAGCGUUCAUAAAAUGUAAUUUAGUUAAUUUAGAAGCUUUCAGGACGAUUUAAUCAGCGGAUUAUAUGUUUUAUUUUGUAAUAAAAUCAUAAUUAUAAAUAAGAAAA